GUCCAAUUGGGAUCAAUGUUGCUUCACUGCUCAUGGAAUUAUGUGAGAAACUAUUGACUCAUUCUAAUCCCAAGAUUCUGUGAGUUAGGCAUCCAUGACCACAUGAGAAUCCUACAUUCCAGAGUAGAGCAUUUCUCCACACAUAACUAGAAGAGGCAUGAGCAUGCUAAGUAGAAGAAAUUGGUGAAGAAAAGAGAUUGACAGAUACCGGAGAGAGAGGACAAUUAAUGGGAGUAAUUCUUUUAGGAAGACCGAGGAAUUUACUGACUGAAAAUGACAGAAAAAAUCUUAGAGAAGUUAGAUAUUCUGGAUGAGCAGGAAAAGAUACUCUUGGCCAGAAGAACAAAGGUUAAGGCCACAAGGCUUGAUGGGAGUUCUCCCUCCCUGUGUCUCCAUGUGGAAACUGCCUCCAAAAAACAGGCUUCAGAGUCAAGGAAAAAAAAAGACUUUGGUUACACCCCUGACAUUUGACUUUCAGUUGGAAUUUAAAGAGGAUAUUGUUCCAUCCACAUCUAAGAAAGUACCCAGGAUCACAGAAGACAAGUCAUAUAGUAUUAAAAAAACAAAAAGAUAUAUCUGCUUCAAAAAUGAGCCUGAACCUAGAAAGAGUGAUUUUGGAAAGUUAAAUUUAGGACCACACUUUGUACCAACAAAUAUAAGAACUCAAGAAAGCAAGUCAAUAGAGCCAGUGAAAGAAAAUCUGAAAUCAAGAUCUUUUAGACCUUUUCUUUAUCUUAAGGACACAGCUGAGACUAAACAAGCAUGUAGAAGAACACUGGGUCCUACAACCAUUUAUCCUGCACCCAAGAUUCAAUCCAGUGCUUACAAGAAGGAAAAAGACUCUACUUUAUUUGCAGCUCAAACUGGAGAAAACCCUGAGGAAUCAUUUGAUUUGGCUGGUCGCUUAGAAGAUUAUAUGAAUAAAAGAAAAUCUCCCCCACAGACAGGUGAUUUUAGCAAAGAAGAAAACAAAACCAUCAGAAAUGAUCAAUUAAGUGAAUAUUGUUCCAUAAGAAAGAAAAAUUUGCUCCCCUUGUGCUUUGAGGAUGAAUUGAAAAAGCCAAAUGCCAAGAUAAUCAACAUUAGUCCAGCAAAGACAGUAACUUCUCAUAUGGAACAAAAUGACACAAAUCCCAUAAUUUUCCAUGAGACUGGAUAUGUACAAAUGUUACUUUUGACAAAAAAUAGACUUCCUCUCUAUCCCAUGGAAAAGGAAAACAUUUACCCACAUAAAAGACCAGAUUUUGUUUUAGAAAGAAAUUGUGAAAUCCUCAAAUCUUUAAUUAGUGAUCAAUGUAUUAUUCCUUCCAAACCUAAAAGAAUUAUGCCUACUGCAUGGAAAAGAGAUAUACGAGCACUAGCUUUUAAAGUGGGCCAUAGAGUUGUAGAGGGUAAACUAAAGAAGGAAACGAGUAAGCAGACAUUUGAAAACAUAUCCUGGAGCAAACUCUAUGAUUUCUCACAGACUUUUUCCAGCCUAACAAAAAAAUUUGUGGGCUUCUUUGAUAAAACUGUUAUUCAAGAAAUGAGUGCCAGACAUGGCAACUUGGAAAGAAUGUUUUCUACAGUAAAACCAAUUAGCAAAUUCAGUGCCUUACCUGUCAAAUAUGGCUCAAAGCCUUUAAAAACUAUACUCGAAGUUCAUAAAUUAAGUAAUAUAACACCACUGGAUGAUUUGUUAAAAUAGUCAAAUGAAAAUUAGACACCUCAGAAAAUAUUGUUUAUACAGCAAUAUUUAGUAACAAAAAUCAAAUAAUGACGUUCAAAGAUCAUAGAAGAAAUUCUUACCAAAAUAAUGUGCAAAUGGAUGCUAUAAGAAAGCAAAGCAUAGACACUGGAAUUACAAGUCAACAGUCAUCUGUUCAAGAAAAGCCAACAUUUUUAGUAAAUAAAAGUACAAAAUUAGGAAA
Molecule: messenger RNA, 1910 nt
Organism: Canis lupus familiaris (dog)
Lineage: Eukaryota; Metazoa; Chordata; Mammalia; Carnivora; Canidae
Gene: C5H1orf141
Product: chromosome 5 C1orf141 homolog
Exons: 11
Coding region: 311-1687 (458 amino acids)
Source: RefSeq, a predicted model, not a curated record